AUGCCAAGCCUCGCCUGCCUCAGCUCGGGCAGAAGCCGAGCCAAGUUACCAGGUAGCCAGUUCAGGUCGAGAGCACCCCUGCAGGCCGUGCUGUCUGCGGCGUCUGGAGCCGAGUCUCCACCUUGUCCCGCUGGCGUGCAGUCGUGCGCUCGCGAAAAGUCAACCAGACAGACGGUGGAAGAUUCUACGGAGUCUGCAAAGCUGCAAACACUUCCAAUCGAGUAUCUGCAGUAUUUGCGUUCACCUGAACGUGUCACGUCUGCAGACUGGUUCGGGACCCUCCUGCUCAUCCCGAAAUCUCGGGUGUUGGACCGCAUUUCCGGGCCCCUUUUGUGGAUGACGGUCGUCGCCACGGUCAUCAGUACAUUGCAUUGCUGUUGCGGCAUGCCGGGACUCCCCACGAUGCAGGUGCACACUCUCCUUGGUUCCGGUCUGAGCCUCCUCUUGGUCUUCAGAACGAAUUCUGCCUACCAGCGUUUCCAGGAAGGCCGCAAGAUCUGGAAUGAUAUACUGGAUCUCACCCGGGACUUGGCUUUGAGCGUGGGCCUCUUCCGAAAGGAGGCAGGACCGAAGCGCAUUCGGAUUAUUCGCACCUCUAUCCAAGCCUUCCCCUUUGCGAUGCAAGAGCACGUCCGGGCCAAGGAGUCCACCAACAUCAAGCAGAGGCUCAACUGGCUGCUGGAGGAGAUGCACCAGGCACGCUUAGAGCUGAGCGGCCGUUCGAAGAGUUCCGGCUCGGGACCCAAAGCACCGCGUGGGCCGAGACCACCGAACCGCCCUUUACACAUCAUCUCGCGACUGCUCAAUGUCGUGAACUCCAUCCCCGACUGUGAGGGAACUUUCACCAAUCGCGAGCGGGUAUGGUUGCUGUCAAUGGUGACGGCGCUGUCCCACACAGUUGGCCGGUGCGAACGGCUUGUCCAGACUCCUGUUCCACUCUCCUAUGCGCGCCAUACUGCGCGCUUCGUUUCCGUUUGGACGUUAACUUUGCCCUUCGCUCUCGUCAGCAGCUACCGGUGGCUCACGGGACCGUGUGUGGCCUUCGUGACCUGGGCGCUCUUUGGCAUCCUGGAAAUUGGAAACCUCAUCGAGGCGCUGGGUUCCAGGGCCUGGGACUUGGGGGGCAGGACCGGGGGAUUGAAAGCUAAGCUGGGCUUGGCAGUCCCGUGCGGUUGUUGUCAUUGUUGCCGACGAGGUUUCAGGAAUGGGUCGCAAAGCUUUCGCGUUUCGUUUAUAGGCAGAGAUCGGGCGGAUGGGAUCUUGGGGGUCGAGAGGGGAAGAGCCGGGAUGUCUGAUGUAGUAGUUUGCAGUAUCUGCGAGAAGUUGCGGUGGGAUCUAUCAAGUCUAAAUCUACGCGGGCUUCGAGUCUGUAGUUGCUAG
Messenger RNA from Symbiodinium sp. CCMP2592, 1380 nucleotides. The record is from the annotation of a GenBank genome assembly. NCBI's taxonomy places the organism in Eukaryota, Dinophyceae, Suessiales, Symbiodiniaceae.